AUGCCGAAAGCCAAACCAGGAUUCUACGCCGUCCGCGUCGGGCGUCGGGAGGAGUGCGAGAGCCAAGUGAAGGGGUUCUCCAGCAAGAAGUUCAAGAAAUUCAACACCGCUGCGGAGGCAGAGGAGUUUGUCAAAGGCAGUCCAGCCACGGGGCAGGUUUCAGCUGCCCGUCCCGGGGAGGCAUCGUAUGGAAGAUAG
This is a messenger RNA of Gloeophyllum trabeum ATCC 11539, 198 nucleotides long. RefSeq lists its product as uncharacterized. Lineage: Eukaryota; Fungi; Basidiomycota; Agaricomycetes; Gloeophyllales; Gloeophyllaceae. The record is from RefSeq and is a predicted model, not a curated record. The coding region runs from base 1 to 198 and encodes 65 amino acids. The transcript has 2 exons.